UCAGGACACAGGAACAGACAAAACCCGACGAGUACAUAUAGACAUACUGGCGUAGGACAUCAAAGCACCAGUGCUUGCUUACUCACUUGUCCAUCAGACCAUCACGCACGCAAGAUCGACGCGACGCGAGAUGGACAUGACGCGGUACUUCGCGUGCCACCAGCAGUGGAUCGCGGGGCAGGAGGCGGGGCUCGGUGAGCUCACAGCGGCGGCCGCUAAUGCCGCCGCGAGGCGCGCCACGGAAGCGGAGCUGAGGGCGGUGGUGGAGAGGUGCCUGCGUGGCUACGAGGAGUACGCCACAACACGUCGUGCCAUGGCGCCCGAGGACGGCGCGGCCUUCUUCGCCCCUCCAUGGUGCACGACGUUCGAGAAAGCCGUGCUCUGGCUCGGGGGUUGCCGGCCGUCGCUCUCCAUCCGGCUGCUCUAUUGCGUCUCCAGUGAAGGCCUGGAGGCGCAGCUCCAGGAGUUCCUUAGCGGCCAUGGGCGCGCGGGAGGCGACGACAUGAUCAGGCCGACUGGAUCGGGUCUCCUUGGGAUCAAUGCUAUGCAGCUGGAACAAAUCAACAACCUCCACGGUCGGACGAUCCAUGAGGAGGGAAUCCUGUCGGAGCGGCUCGCGAGCCUACAGGAGAAAAUCGCUGACCGCCCGCUGCUCCCGAUCGUCCGGGAGCGCGAGCAGGAGCGCGCCAGGGCGGCGGCAUUACCCCGCGGCAGCGCUAGCAGCAACGGCUUAGUUGGGCGGUUCGCGGCAAUGGGAUUAGCUGGAGUUGACGCCGAGGUGGACGCUGCCAUGGAGAGCUACACGGCUGGGCUGGCCAAGCUGCUGGAGGAAGCAGACCAGCUGCGCCUGUCAACGACGAGGGAGCUGGCGACGGAGAUCCUGACGCCGCGGCAGGCGGUGGAGAUGCUGGCGGCAGCCAAGCAGCUGCACCUCUCCAUCUGCGAUUGGAGCCGCCGGAAGGAAGGUGCCCAGAGCGCGCUCCUGCCGCCUGCAGCGACGGCCAGCUCCAGCUCCUCCGGCCGCCCGAACGCGUGAUCGGUUCGUCAUCCAUCGGUCACCUAGCUGCUUGCAACUUGUAGUGUUAGAUAACCUGAAUAAUCCGGCCGUCUAGUCGGAAAUUGUUUCCUCUUUCAUGUACUGUCGUGGUUUCUGUGAUUUGCCUGUAAAAACUGCAUGCAGUUGUGUGAACCGUAAUUACUUUCCUAUGUGCCCAGAGCGCGCUCCUGCCGCCUGCAGCGACGGCCAGCUCCUCCGGCCGCCCGAACGCGUGAUCGGUUCGUCAUCCAUCGGUCACCUAGCUGCUUGCAACUUCUGGUGUUAGAUAACCUGAAUAAUCCGGCCGUAGUGUCUAGUCGGAAAUGGUUUCUUCUUUCAUGUACUGUCGUGGUUUCAUGUACUGUCGUGGUUUCUGUCGUGUGUUCCGUAACUAGUUUCCUAUGUGCUUGCUUGUGUG
This is a messenger RNA of Brachypodium distachyon (stiff brome), 1454 nucleotides long. Its product is annotated as protein DOG1-like 3. The record is from RefSeq and is a predicted model, not a curated record. The coding region runs from base 131 to 1036 and encodes 301 amino acids. Lineage: Eukaryota; Viridiplantae; Streptophyta; Magnoliopsida; Poales; Poaceae. Gene Ontology annotation, molecular function: sequence-specific DNA binding. Gene Ontology annotation, biological process: DNA-templated transcription. The transcript has a single exon.